UUAUACUGUGGCUUUUAUGGCGAGGAGAAACGUCUUUGGGCUCAGAAAAUAAGAAACACCUGACAGCGAUGGAGAUGUAUAACACGAGACAUAUUGAUCCCCGCAAAAAGAAAUGGGGAGAUGUAGUAAAUGUAACUGUGAAGAUAGAAGAAGUUGGGAAAUCAAAAGUUUUGUCGGUAUAUUGUCAAUUGAACGAGAAGGCCAAAUCUUUUGUGAAGAAUGUCGAAGUCUGGAUAGUAUGGUGGCGUGCUCGUAGUGGUGAAAAAUUCAAAAUGAUCGGAGGUGCUAAGAUCGGAGAUGAAGAAGAAAUCGGUAGUUACAAUGUCCGAUUCCAGCCCAGGAGGUACUUUAAGGAUAAAGUUCAGCCCUAUAUGAUGUGUGCUGUAGAGAACCAGGGCGGGCUGUCAGAUAUCAGUGGUAGUGUGACUGAUUGGCUGGAGAUUUUCUUUAUCCUGGAUCAAUGUGACUCCCCGGGACAGUUCCGCUGUCAGGCUCUGGCUAAAGUCUACAAUAAGAAUAAAGACCAGCCCCUGAGUGGGGAGUUAGCGGCCGACAAAGUAAAGGGAGGAUGGGCCGGCAAAUAUUGUUUGAGUCAGAAGAAAACAAAUAAAUAUAAAGAAGAAGAAAGGAAAUAUUUACAAAAUUUUGACCCGUUACCAGAUAUCUACAUGAGCUCAGUCAGAGAAAGCUUUUUCAAACAAGACUAUUUCUCGAGUGACAUGAACAAAGUUUUAACAGAAGGUAGUAACACGAUUAUGAAUGCAACAUUUAGACAAAGAGAUGGUUUGAAGUUUAUGGAUCUAAACUGUAAAGUGGAUGUGAAAAAACUGGAGAAAGAUGUUAGAAAGGUGUACGAGUUUUACAUAUUUUAUGUGCCUUUUCCGAAAUGGCCAAACGCUCGUGUGAUGCUGGCAGCCUUCGUGGCGGGAAAAUCUCUGUAUGUGAAAUCCUACAGAAUCCGUAUGUUUCCACAAUUUAAGAGAUUUCUUGAUGUAACCAAAAAGAGAUACUGGAAAGGCAAAGAGGGGCCUGGGACCUCUGCCUAUUUUGAGAUCUCUAUUCCUCUGGAUAUGUGUGACACCCUAACAGGAGCUUUCCAGUGUCAGGCGAAGAUCGUGGCGUCUGGUAUCAAAGAGGACGCGACAUUCACAAUGGUCAUAGGGUGGUACCAAAUAAAACACCGACUGUUCGUCACCAAAGAUGAAGAAUGCAAAGAAGAUACUAAGGACACCAGUGCUAUUAUGGAGCCUAAGAGAGAGGACGGAGAGAAACCUAACAUUGGCGCUAUCGCUGGUACUGUCUGCGGGGUGAUGGCCGCUGUCCUAGCCUUUGCCGGGUUUAUAGCCUUGAGAUUAAAAAUGAUGAAAAAAGAAAAGGAAAUUAGGGAGGGAGAAGUAGGUUUGAGGACAGGACAAGGACGUUUCAGUGGUCGAGGUCGUGGCCGGGGUCAAGGACGAGGUCGAGGACGAGGUCGGGGUCGGAGUCAAAGUCGAGGUCGCGGUCAAGAAAGUGGAAGAGGUCGUGGGAGAGGGUCAGGAGAAGAGAAGGUUACCAUGAAGAGCCAGUAGCUCAUGAUGUAGCUAAAGAUGAUAAUGUCACAGAGAACUAAAGGAGAAAACACAUUUUACGUCCUCUUUCUGGUAAUUCCAAAAAGCUACAGUGAACAACCUAGAAGGGGACAGACACGUCAUAAUAUUUAUAUUUGACCAAUUAUGAUCUAUGUGUAGAUAUUAACCUUAAAUUGUACUGAAAAAUUUCGUAAAUGAAAAAAUGAAAUAAUCAUGGUAUCAUAAGAUUAUGUACAUUGUACUUCAACUUUCAGUUUACCUUGUGUACAUAUAAGAAAAACAAGUAAAGAGGAAAGGAA
This is a messenger RNA of Saccostrea cuccullata (small rock oyster), 1867 nucleotides long. RefSeq lists its product as uncharacterized. Lineage: Eukaryota; Metazoa; Mollusca; Bivalvia; Ostreida; Ostreidae. The coding region runs from base 69 to 1568 and encodes 499 amino acids. The record is from RefSeq and is a predicted model, not a curated record. The transcript is spliced from 14 exons.